GUUAAAAACCCGAACAGCUAACCGCAGCAGACAGGAGAGGAGAAACGAGAGGGAAAGAGGAUAGAAACUGUUUCUAUCCGAAAGAGAAAUUCUUAUUUUUGUCGAGCAUACAUUGGACGCAACAAAAAAAGAAACAACUGCGGUGACAAUGGCCUCGGAGGUGUUUUCGUACGAGAGUUUGGUUCAUGCUGUGUCAGGAGCAGUGGGAAGUGUGACUGCAAUGACAGUGUUCUUCCCUCUUGAUACUGCCAGACUCCGCCUUCAAGUGGAUGAUAACAGGAAGGCCAAAUCAACUCCAGCCAUCCUAGCAGAAAUUAUCAAAGAGGAAGGACUACUAGCUCCCUACAGAGGAUGGUUCCCGGUCAUCUGCAGCCUCUGCUGCUCCAACUUUGUCUACUUCUACUGCUUCCACUGCCUCAAGGCCAGCUGGCAGAAGGGGAAGCAGUCAACACCCAGCACUGACUUAAUCACAGGCAUCGUUGCAGGUGUUGUUAAUGUGUUAGUGACCACCCCUCUGUGGGUGGUCAAUACCAGACUGAAGCUUCAAGGCUCCAACUUUCGUAAUGAAGACAUCCGGCCCACCAACUACUCUGGCAUAUUUGAUGCAUUUGUGCAGAUCAUCCGUGAUGAGGGUGUUGGAGCCCUGUGGAACGGGACCUUCCCAUCCCUGCUGCUGGUGUUGAACCCUGCCAUCCAGUUCAUGAUCUAUGAAGGCCUGAAGAGGCAGCUGAGGAAAGGAGUUCCCAGAGAGCUGACAUCUCCAGAGGUCUUCAUGAUCGGUGCUGUUGCCAAAGCUGUUGCCACCACUAUCACAUACCCGUUGCAGACUAUACAAUCAGUUCUUAGGUUUGGUCAGUUCAACACAUCAACAGAGAAGUCAAAGCUGCUGUCAGGUCUCAGGACUGUUAAGUGUCUGCUGCUCAAUAGGGCAAGGAAGUACGGCAUGUUGGGUCUGUUUAAAGGCCUGGAGGCCAAGCUGCUGCAGACGGUGUUGACUGCCGCCCUCAUGUUUCUUCUCUAUGAGAAGAUUGCCAGCUGCACCUUCAGAGCCAUGGGACUGAGCCACUACAAGAAACGCUAGCUGGAAAGACAUUUUAACAACCCCGGACACUUGAGCGCCGCUGUAGCUCAUCAGGUUGAGCUGAUGUCCCAUGUACAGGGCUACAGUCCCGAUGUGGAGGUCAUGAGUUCGAAUCCCACUCAUGGUCCUUUCCCACAUGUCCUCCCCCUGUUCUUCUUCCCCACUUCCUGUCCCUCCCACUGCACUAUCAAACAAAAGCCAAAAAAAAACAACUUAAAAAAAAAUACUGAUGAACUGUAAAAAUCACUUCUGACAGACACGAUGAAGAUGAAGGCUUCAACUCUCUGCAAACCAUCUUGAAAACAGUGGAUCUUUAAUGGUGACCUCAUCUUGCAAAUACUCCAUCCAAUAAAGCAUUCCAUACUGAAAGUAUUGAUUUUUCCAUAAAAA
Molecule: messenger RNA, 1471 nt
Organism: Stegastes partitus (bicolor damselfish)
Lineage: Eukaryota; Metazoa; Chordata; Actinopteri; Pomacentridae
Gene: slc25a17
Product: solute carrier family 25 member 17
Exons: 9
Coding region: 149-1081 (310 amino acids)
Biological process (GO): transmembrane transport
Cellular component (GO): peroxisomal membrane
Molecular function (GO): coenzyme A transmembrane transporter activity; FMN transmembrane transporter activity; AMP transmembrane transporter activity
Source: RefSeq, a predicted model, not a curated record